Phaeodactylum tricornutum CCAP 1055/1 is the source of this 2160-nucleotide messenger RNA. RefSeq lists its product with no specific name. The transcript has 2 exons. The record is from RefSeq and is a predicted model, not a curated record. Gene Ontology annotation, biological process: actin filament bundle assembly. Gene Ontology annotation, molecular function: actin filament binding. Lineage: Eukaryota; Bacillariophyta; Bacillariophyceae; Surirellales; Neidiaceae. The coding region runs from base 1 to 2160 and encodes 719 amino acids. Gene Ontology annotation, cellular component: cytoplasm.
AUGCCAUCAUGCGGAAUGUGCGUUGCUACGUCCACAGGUGACGAGUGCGGCAAACUGAGUGAAAGGGAAAUUCUUCAGAACGUCGAAGAGCUGAAUGCCGCGAUAGCUCAAGAAGAGAUUUUCUCCAAAGUUGAUGUUAGCGAUGAUCCACCAAAAACUAUAGAGGUCUCUUUGUUAGAUACACUACCUGAAACAUUCUCAAACGAAGAGCUUCUCCUAGGCACGGUGAAGCCGAAAGAUUCAGCGGAAUUUCUUUCUGAAAUGAUUACAAGUAGUCGUAUAUCCGAACAGCAAAGACUUCUCGAUCCAGUCGUCUCCAAAGAUGUUCAAUUGAAUGAUAAAAGGCUUUCGGAAUUUGUAGCAAACAACGACACAAUAAUUGAAUCUGAACACACUUCACAUGCUCAUUUUGAAACAAAGACAGAGCUAGCUGGAGAAUCACUUCCGGCGGAUGUCGUCAUUCCGAAAAGAGAAAAAGUUGGGAUGGAAUUAUCAAAAACAGUACAUCGUGACCCUUCUGAAUCUCUUGUGGAACUUGAUUUUGAUGUGAAUCCUGGCAAGCUUUAUACUGCUCUGCAGCGCAAGGACUGGGAUCUUGUUUUGAUGCAGCUCCGGGAAUUCCCCGAGGAAAGCAGCUUUUGGAUAUCUCGCCGCGAAAUAGAUGGGAGGCUUCGGUGGCGGCUGCUUCCCAUUCACGGUGCACUUGUCUUCAAGGCACCAGAGUUUAUAAUUCAAGCUUUGUUAGACGCCUACCCAGAUGGCGCUCGCGCAACGGAUGAUCAGGGCAUGUUACCUAUCCACUUGUCGUACAAGGCGGGAAGCUCGGAGAUCGUUGUACGAAUGCUAUAUAGUGCUUUUCCUGAUUCUUUAACGGUAGCGGACCGAAAAGGCCGCACCCCGGUCCAACUGGCGGAAACUACAUACGGAACAAAUAGGGAAGGAUUUCUCUGCGCAUUGGAGAGCACGAAUCACAAUGACGUCGAAUCCUCAAUUGAGGGAACAACUGCUGAACAAGGGAACACUACUAGCAUCACUAAACUGGAUCGAAUGAUCUUCUUGGCAAAGUCGGACGACAGCACAACACAAGCCACCAGGCCACUGGGGACCGGAGUGCAAGUGGAAGCUCGGAAAAUGAAUUCUUCGACCGCAGUCACCAGUACAAAAACAACAAUAGAGGUCCAUGGAAAGAAACAUGAGCUAGAGUUGGAAAGUCUUCGAAAAGAAAUUCAAAUAAAAGAGGGCACUUUCCAGCAGACCAUGAAGGAGCUCAAAGCAGAACUGGAAAAUAAGGCCGAAACAUCCAAAGUUUUAAUGGAGCAUGUGACUUCCCUUGAGUCUCAAAUAAAAAGUCGCGGGCAUAUGGAGCGCUUUCUAGCUACAAAGAUUGCCACUCUGGAUAGAAGUCUAAAGGCUACAAAACAAGCCAAGCUAGAAUCGGAAAAUAGACUGAACGAGGAAAUCCAUAAGCUUCAAUCCAAUCUGGAAGAGGCUAUGAUUGAAGGAGCAACACACACUCGGGGAAAAGACGAGUACAUCAAAGCACUUGAGGCUCAGCUUGCUGGGGCCAAAAUCGCCGCUCUCGCAGGUAAUUCGGUAAAGUCAAAGAAGGGACGCCCUACCGAGGAGGAAACGUUGGAAAACCAAGUAGCGAGCUUGCUUUCGCUUCUCUCCGCACCGAACUCUGAAUCAAGUUUGACAACAGCUUCCCUUACGAUGCGCGUAAAAGGCUUGGAAUCCGAAAGAAAUGAUCUUAGGAAGACAAUCGCAAAGCUGACCAAAAAACUAUACAAGGUGGCGAGCGUUAUUGAUGGAAUUGUUUCGCAGCAACAGGAUUUGCUUUUGGAGAAUGGUGCGAGCGACGACGACGAUUGCGACGACCGUCAACUUGUACGCGGUAGCAAGAAAGUGGAAAAACUACAGGUGCAAAUUACGGAAACGCAAGAUGCCGUCGAAGACGUGUUGCCCCAUAAAAGUGACGAUGGCGAUGACGAACGCUUAGUGGAUCGUGCUAUUCUGCAUGUAUUGACUUCUUCAAGUUUCGCCGAAGGAGAGUCCUGCGAUACCGCCCCGUUUCAUCCAAAAUGCAACCAGAAAGGAUCUUUGACAUUGAGUGACGAAGAGAAAAAGGCCGACGACACGGAUGCUGUGGCAAUUUUCUAG